AUUGCAUCAAUGCAUCGACUGCUUCUAAUGCGCAUCUCGGCGUCUUUUCCGCAGUCAAGCACUCGUGCAGCAUGCUCGAUUUCGGUUUGUCAGACCAGCAGCGUCGAUACGUCGCGAUCGCCACGAAGCGAAACAUAUGGACGCGACCCAAUGGUAGGCAACCGAUUCCUGAAGUUGUUAAUCCGGCCGCCUUCAAAGGCUACUUUCGAUGAUUCAGCCCAUUCGUUAUCUUUGGACCAGAGGAUCCGCCACGUCAUGUCGAGAAUCAAAUGCCAGUGCGCGACCCAACCUCGCCCUCGACCAAAAUAACCGUGUGCCUUCUCCGAAGUUCUUCAUUAUCUGACCACGCGGGGAAACCCCCGGCGUUGCUACCCGCAACUUCUGCGCAUCCAUUUGAUCCUUCAAGGCUCUGUAGCCUGUGAAUGUACGCGUGAUGGAGUUCCUGUGGAGCCGUGCCGUCUGAGAGGAGGAUCGCGGGCGCCGAGGGGUGUGGGGUUGGUCAGCGAUGCACUGGCUCAGGGUGCGCUGGUUGCACCGUAGGACACAAGUGUUCGGCGAAGGAUGGUGUGCUUUGCACAGUGAAUCGCGCCCAGCGUCUGUCCCGAGAGAGGCAGAGAAGUUCCACAGAAGUGAUCGUACUAAGAGCAGGCGGGCGA
Molecule: messenger RNA, 656 nt
Organism: Mycena citricolor
Lineage: Eukaryota; Fungi; Basidiomycota; Agaricomycetes; Agaricales; Mycenaceae
Source: the annotation of a GenBank genome assembly